AUGCCUGUCUGGUCAGAGCCAGGGCGUUACCACGUCAAUCUUGCUCCUGGUAGACAUCAGAUCCAGCAGACACUCACUUUUGGAAACAUACUAAGGCAAUACGCGGCAGCACAGUCUGCUGCGGAAACUCUCUCCGUCCUGUCUCGGGAUGCCCUCAAUGCGAUCCAGGCAUGUUACAACGUGGGCGCUGCUGGGCCCGGAGCACCGCCGCUUGUGGGAUCAGCCCUCGAUGGCCCAGAGCUGGUGAAGAUGUUGAUCUACUUGAACUAUCUCGCUCUCGACACUGUGAGAGGUGCUAUUCUACUGCUGAUUGCCGGAGGUGCACCACCCGCCGUUGUGGUCGCAUACGGCGCGCUCGUGGCCAACAUGCAGAAUAUAACUUUCGCGACGCUUGUCGCCACCAGUCAUCUGCAGGGCAUGACCGUGGCCAACGUUUUGCUAGAUCCGAAUUAUAACAACUAUCUCAACAACCUCGACAAUACAAACGCGCCGGGUGUGCCAACGCCGCCACAGUCUGGACUCGGCACCGUGGAGCUCCUGUGCAGAAUUGUAGCAAGGAACCCAAACUGCAACAACAUGGCCGCCUUCACUGCUCUUGCGCAGGCCAUGAACCUCGCCAACCUUCCUCGCCCCGCAGGGCCUGCCAUAAACGGAUGGUGGGACUGCUAUAACAAGGGCAUCGCCAAAACCGUAUUUGUCUGCACGGGCUCCAACGGAGGCGCAGUAGGACAAGUACCGACGAUUGUCAUCACGACAUCACAGGACGAAUGGGGAUCUUUUAGCUCUCUUCAAAACUGGGCCAGGGCGUGCCGACAGCCACUGCGACGGCUCAACUGGAAUGGUGUCGGCGGCAUGAGGGACCCCAUGGGGCUUACGGCGGAAUCUCUUCAAGUCCGUCUCGAUUACCAGAAUGCCAUUGCCGCGCUCCCGGUCCCAACUAAUUUCGCCGCCCGCACCAACGCCCGUCAGGGCGUCAUUAACCUACGCGGCGCCUUCAGGGUUUUUCACAACGCCAAUCAUCCGCACGAGCUCGCCGUGCCUCUGACAUGUCCGGGCUUCCAGCCUAGAGCGCGCUGUAUGCGUUGCCAGGCAUUCUUUCAUUACAAUAUACAAGCACCUGGGGCGUUGGCUGGCGAGACAGUCCUGAAAGGGGCGAAUUACCUUAAAUGCCAUCUGAUGCGGGCUUGUGCGGAAUGUAUUGCGCAUUACGCCUGUUGCCAUGCUUUAGCGAAUGCUGGGAUAGUCGUCGGGGGAAAUGCAAGUCACUAG
Pestalotiopsis fici W106-1 is the source of this 1269-nucleotide messenger RNA. RefSeq lists its product as uncharacterized. The transcript has 2 exons. NCBI's taxonomy places the organism in Eukaryota, Fungi, Ascomycota, Sordariomycetes, Amphisphaeriales, Sporocadaceae. The record is from RefSeq and is a predicted model, not a curated record. Bases 1 to 1269 code for a protein of 422 amino acids.